Messenger RNA from Cryptomeria japonica (Japanese cedar), 560 nucleotides. RefSeq names its product 3-hydroxy-3-methylglutaryl-coenzyme A reductase 2-like. Gene Ontology annotation, molecular function: hydroxymethylglutaryl-CoA reductase (NADPH) activity. The record is from RefSeq and is a predicted model, not a curated record. The transcript has a single exon. NCBI's taxonomy places the organism in Eukaryota, Viridiplantae, Streptophyta, Pinopsida, Cupressales, Cupressaceae. Gene Ontology annotation, biological process: coenzyme A metabolic process; sterol biosynthetic process; isoprenoid biosynthetic process. The coding region runs from base 1 to 402 and encodes 133 amino acids. Gene Ontology annotation, cellular component: peroxisomal membrane; endoplasmic reticulum membrane.
AUGUGUGCACAUGCCCAUGCUGCCAACAUUGUGUCAGCUGUGUUCAUUGCAACAGGCCAAGAUCCUGCACAAAAUGUGGAGAGCUUCCACUGUCUUACAAUGAUGGAAGGGGUGAACGGGGGAAAGGACCUGCACAUUUCGGUUACCAUGCCAUGCAUUGAAGUGGGGACAGUGGGAGGAGGGACGCAGUUGGCAUCACAGGCGGCAUGCUUGAAUAUGCUUGGAGUGAAAGGAGCAAAUGCUUCAUCUCCUGGAGCAAAUGCUCAGAACUUGGCAAGAAUAGUGGCAGCAGCAGUUUUGGCAGGAGACCUGUCUCUCAUGUCUGCCCUUGCUGCCGGUCAGCUGGUGAAAAGCCAUAUGAAGUAUAACCGAUCAAGCAAAGACGUGAAAGCAGCAGCUUAAACAGAAUAGAUCAAAUUCACCUCCGCAGGAAGUGUAUAGGCAUACACAUCAUUCUGUGGAAAGUGAGAACUUAGAACAUGUAUCCCUCUUGGAGUUCCAUAUCCUAGCCCUCCCACGUUAGGGAUGUGUUUAAGAUAUGCUGCCAAGGCAAAAUCUCA